AUUCUCACUUUCACUUUCACACUCAUACUAUUUUUUUUACCAUUAAAGCCACCUUCGCCAUGUCCGCUGUUGUUCUGCGAAAGAGAGUCCAUCAAAAUGACUGGCGAGAGAGCAAGGAAAACGCGGAUACUGUUGCCAACGCUGCGCAGCCACAAAACAACAGAAAACGCGUGUACAAGAAGAAAGCAGCCCCACGCCAGAACAAAGCCCAGCCUGUGCCUAUUACGCCGUCCGAUAGCAGCAACACAAAAGAAGGCAGUCCGGCUGGUGACGAGCAGGUCGACGCAGCACCCGGCCCUUGCCCCAGCAACGCCCAUAUUGAUGCCAAGCCCAGCUCGUCGGAAAGACAAAAGAUGUUUGAGCGUAUGGAGCCGGCUAUGUGCGAGUUAAGGCGACAUCUCAGCGGACCACAUCCCAGCGUCGUCGAACUGGCACCACCAGUGGCUGCGGAAUACAAGCAGAGGGCGGCCACAGUUGCUGAUAUUGUUCACCGGGCCAUGGAGCAGCUUUCAUCUGGCUCCAAGCACACGCCGGCCGGCGACUUGGCUAUUUUGGAAGAGCUCAUCAACGCCGACUCGGUCUGGCCCGUUAGGCUAGCUCGCUCGAGCUACGCCGCCAUUGAUUAGUUGGCGAGCAAGCUCAGGCAGGACUACAAUGCGCUUUCCAGGUGGACAGGCACACACACAUCUAGGGACCACAACGGAAGCAGCAGCAGUGGCGACGUGAGCAAGGGCGCCGAGACAUUUACCUCGUUCGUAUCUCGUAUUAUUCAGGGGAUGCAUCAGCAUGCCAAUGGAGAGCAAGGGCGCCCCGAGCCACGCCGAGUGCUCAUUCCGUCCACUGCGCCAAUCAGCACUACAAGUACUGGAGACGACUGCACCCACCAGACCACUGU
This is a messenger RNA of Kickxella alabastrina, 895 nucleotides long. RefSeq lists its product as uncharacterized. NCBI's taxonomy places the organism in Eukaryota, Fungi, Kickxellomycota, Kickxellomycetes, Kickxellales, Kickxellaceae. The coding region runs from base 60 to 626 and encodes 188 amino acids. The record is from RefSeq and is a predicted model, not a curated record. The transcript has 3 exons.